Lucilia sericata (common green bottle fly) is the source of this 1242-nucleotide messenger RNA. Its product is annotated as diacylglycerol kinase A-like. The transcript has a single exon. NCBI's taxonomy places the organism in Eukaryota, Metazoa, Arthropoda, Insecta, Diptera, Calliphoridae. The record is from RefSeq and is a predicted model, not a curated record. The coding region runs from base 1 to 1242 and encodes 413 amino acids.
AUGGAAUGGGAACAAAUUAUUUAUAAAGCACGACUAAUAAAAGAAAGAUUCCAAAGGUCUUAUAAGUGUAUAAACACUGAUAGAGACACAAAACAAGAAACUGUGAAUAAACACUUUAACAUUCUUGUGCAACAAUUAGAACAACUAAGAGUCUUGUUUAAUGUCAACUAUUCACGACUGACACAGGCUCAUAAAACUUUCGCCGACUCUUUUUAUCUGGACAUACGUGAAAAACUACUAAACGUUGCAACACGUAAAGGUCUAAAAAUACAAGUACCCCAGAGUAUACAUGAACAAAUAGAGUUUGUACCUCUACCCGAAAUUAUUGAAGUGAAACAAAAUCAAACAUCUUCAGUCAAAAUGACACAGACAGUAGUUGAAUUUCUAAACACAGCCUCUAAACUUAUACCAGACUUUGAUGGCUCGGCAGAGAACCUUCAAAGCUUUCUGGACGCGUUAAAUCUAGUAGGAACUAUUAGGGAAAACCAUGAGGCCGUGGCAAUUCAGCUAGUUAAAACUAAACUACGUGGUACAGCCCGUAACCUAAUUUCUGACGAAACAACUCUAUCGGAAAUAAUAGCUAAACUUUCGAAUACAGUCAAAGGUGAAUCCGUGGAUGUGGUAACUGCAAAACUAAUGAACGUAAGACAACUGGGCAAGACUGCCACAGCUUACGCCAAGGAGAUCGAAGAUCUCACUAGGAAAUUAGAAACAUCCUAUAUAAAAGACGGAUUACCAACCAACGUUGCAACAAAGUACGCUACAAACACAGCAACAAAAGCUAUAAUAAAAAAUGUCUCCAAUGACAGAGUAAAACUCAUUAUGGAGUCAGGAACAUUCCAUGACCUUAAUGAAGUAAUGUCAAAAUUUAUAAGCAGCUGUACCGAAGCUUACGGUCAGCCUAACUCUAUUUUAGCAUACAGUAGAAUUCAAAAUAGACCUCCAAGACAAAGACAAAAUAGUCAAUUUCCCAAGGGAUAUAACAAUAGGUUAAAUAAUACUAGAAAUUCUAAUCAAAAUAAUCCUGGGAAUAUAAGCCAAAACUAUCGCCGAAACAAUAACAAUAAUAAUAACAGACGCCAAUGGUAUCAGAAUAAUACCAAUAAUACUGGCAAUCAUACGGGCAACCGCAACAAUAAUUAUCGCGGUAGAAAUCAAAAUAAUAGAAUCAAUACAAUGGUCACUGAAAAUGAAUCUGAAAAUGAUUCGGAAAACGGGCAAGACCCCCAAGAUACUCAAUAA